Drosophila bipectinata is the source of this 522-nucleotide messenger RNA. It is a transcript of the gene Trmt112, whose product is annotated as tRNA methyltransferase subunit 11-2. Gene Ontology annotation, biological process: peptidyl-glutamine methylation; rRNA (guanine-N7)-methylation; tRNA methylation. Gene Ontology annotation, molecular function: protein heterodimerization activity. The record is from RefSeq and is a predicted model, not a curated record. Lineage: Eukaryota; Metazoa; Arthropoda; Insecta; Diptera; Drosophilidae.
UGAAGAAGAAGAAGAAUCAACACAACGUGUUGCCGCAAAAAUAUUGUAUUAUAAACAUUCAAAUUUAACAAAUUAAAGCUGAUUUAAGAGGCUAUAAAAUGAAGCUCAGCACCUACAACUUCCUUACGUCCAUGGCCAUCAAAGGUGUAAAGGUGGGAUUCCCCUUGAAGCUGACGAUAAACAAAAAGGAAGAGGUUGAGAGUGAGUUUAAUCCGACAUUCAUAGAGCGACUGUUACCCAAGCUGGAUUGGUCGGCUAUUUAUGGAGCUGCACAAGUCGCGGAACUAGCGGAUGACAUCCCACCUGCACAGCCGGAGAACAUAAGUGAGAAUGAGUUACUCCUCCAGAAGCUGCACCACCUACUCUUUGAAAUCGAUGUGCUGGAAGGUCAGCUGGAGUGUCCAGAAACGGGCAGGAUAUUCCCCAUUACCGAUGGCAUCCCCAAUAUGCUUCUCAACGAGGAUGAAGUGUAGGUUUUAGCUACAAUAGUCCCGCGCUUUAGAGGUGAAAUACGAUUAGGAA